AUGCGCGGAGCGCUGAGGGUGACGAUGACAGGGAGGCGCCCUGCGUCGGCGAUCGCCAGCCGGCGGCGGAGCCCCCGCGCGGAGUCCUCGCGACGUCGGGACGUCGCGGUGGCCCGCGGCUCCAGCCCCAUCGACGUCGACAGCGAGCGGCUUGGGGAGGUGCUUCGGAUAGGCGGGAGAGGCGAGGGCGUGGCGCGCGUCAAGGCGGAGCCGCAUUCCGGAAGCGAGUCCGACGGCGACGAGGCGGGAGGUCGUGCGCGGGUGCCGGUCGCCGCCGCGAAGCAGAGGAAGCGUGGAAGGGAAUCCCCAAGCAGAGGCCAGAAGCGCCGGGUGGGUGCUCGCGUCAAGGAGGAGCCGAAUUCCGGAAGCGAUUCCGACGGCAAUGCAGCGGGACGUCGUGCACGGUUUCCGGUAGCCGCCGCGAAGCAGAGGAAGCGGGGACGGGAAACCCCAAGCAGAGGCCAGGAGCGCCCCACAGGUGUUCGCGUCAAAAAGGACCCGCACUCAGGAAGCGAUUCCGACGGUAAUGGGGCGGGAGGUAGUGCACUGGCGCCGGUCGCCGCCGCGAAGCAGAGGAAUCAGGGAACAAAAGCCGCACGCACAAGCAGAGCCCAGGAGGGCCGGGCGGUUGUUGGCGAGACUCCCACCUCCGCCGCUCGGUCGAAUGGUGCUCCCUCCUCCGCCAAGGCGAGAGCUGGAGGGCAUGAGAGAGGUCGCCAGAGAAACGAGGGCUCUGGUCGGAGUUGCCCUACGCCGGUGAGCCGGGUAAGCGUAGGGGUUGGUUCGAGGACUCGGUCACGCUCCUCCGAGCAGAGGAGAGUGCAGUCUGCAGAGUAUGUUGCAUGGGAGCAACAAAAAGAGGUGGAGGACAAGGACAGUGACCUGGAAGUGGUGGCAGAGGAGGAAGAAGAAGAAGAAGACAAUGAGGAGGUGAUGGUGGUCCGUUCAAACAACAUUGAAAAUGGCAAUGGUGAAGUCAAUGAGAAAGGCAGAACGGAUCAUGAUGUUGAGGAGAGAGAGGAGAAGGGAUCAGGGACGGAUGAAGAUGGGGUUAGUGAUGACAGUGAUGAGACCUUCAGUGAAGAAAGGGAUGAAGAUGAAUCAGACAAGGAGGAGGAGGAGGAGGAGGAGGAGGAGGAAGAAGAAGAAGAAGAAGAAGAAGAAGAAGAAGAAGAAGAAGAAGAAGAAGAAGAAGAAGAAGAAGAAGAAGAAGAAGAACCCAAUGAGGAACCUGAUCAACCAGCUGAGGCCGGUGAGAAAUUGCCUUCCCGUUCAGGACUCAGGGGAAGGCAGUUGAUCGGGAAGAGGAUGUUUGAGGGGUUGUAUUUUCCAGAACAGGUGGAAACCACCAGUGGCAGCAACAUCGGAGCUCGCACGCGAUCAAAUUUCAAGCACAAGAAGCUCCUGGACAGGAAACUGCUCAAGCGUGGGACAUUCAGCAAGCCGUACUGUAUCGAUGUGUCGGAGUCGAGCUCGGAGUCGGUGGAACCACAGCCGGAGCAGGUCCAGGGCCAGCCGGCAUUCAGCGGGGAUAGCUUGGAUGAUGGCAGCAGCGGUGAGAAACGCAGAGCUGUGAAAAGGAGGAAAUUGAACAGGAGACGAAGUUGCCAUAGUGAUAGCGAGGAGGAUGCACCAUGUGUACCUGAUGCCAGGGAGGGAUCAGGUUCUAGGAGUAGGAGGGGACAAAAAGGAGCAUCCUACCGGCAGGCUUCCAGGGCGGGUGACAAGAAAAAGGAUGGUUCUACUCCACACAGCGUCGGGAAGAAUGGUGCAAAGGCCGGGGGCCAAACGAACGGGCUCGAUGGACAGAAUGGCGUAUCCUUCAAGAGAAAUGCUCAGAAGAGGAAGCGUGGGCGAGCAAGGGCAGACCAAGAAAAGUAUGGCCAUCUGCUCGACCCCAUGUUUGAUGAAAUAGAAAGCAAUCAAUAUGAGCCUGUUCCUGAAGAGCAAAUCGACAAGAGAUUGCCCCUGAUAUUCGCAUUUGGGGAUGACGAUGAGCCCGAGAAGGACUCCACACAUAACAAGUUGCAGGACGAAGAUGAACUGUGGACAGAGUUUGAUUUUGCUCUGGAAUCCAUCAAUGUUUGCUCUCAUAACUGCGAGGAGCACGAAAAGAAUGAUGAGCAAGAAAUUCCUGCGGACAAAGCAGCUUCAUGCAGUCAAGGGAAGCAUGAGCUCUUUAUUGAUGAGCAAAUAGGUGUUAGAUGCAAGCACUGCCACUAUGUUGAUCUUGAAAUCAGAUUCGUGCUUCCCUCCAUGGUGAAGUCCUAUGCUGAAAGGGAGAUGAAAAAGGAUCAUGACUUAGACUUAGUUUUUGAUGAUAUCCUAACAUCAGUGGGAUAUGAAGGACCACGUGAUUUUGGUGGUGAUAAAACUGUCCUGGUUUGGGAUCUCGUUCCUGGGGUCCGGGAAGACAUGUUCCCACACCAGCGGGAAGGUUUUGAGUUCAUGUGGAGAAAACUAGCAGGGGGGAUUUCCAUUGAACAGCUGAAGCACACUGUGGGCACUAUUGAAGGUGGCUGUGUGAUUUCUCAUGCCCCAGGGACAGGGAAGACCAGACUAGCAAUCACAUUUGUGCAAUCUUACUUUGAGUUUUUCCCAGAGUGUUGCCCAGUGAUAAUUGCUCCUAGAGGGAUGCUUGCUACAUGGGAACAAGAGUUCAGAAAAUGGAAGGUAAAGGUUCCUUUUCAUGUGUUGAAUUCUAAUGAGAUUAACUGGAAUGAAGACAAGACCAUCAAAUAUCUGGCUACCAUGGAUGAAAAAUUGGCACAAAGUUUAGCCAGAAACAAAUUGGACCAGAAAUUUAGGCGAAAGUUGAAGUUGGCGUCAUGGCGUAAAGGGAGCAGCAUAAUUGGUGUGAGCUAUUCGCUUUUCAGGAAACUGGCAAACCAUGACGGAAUAGAUGGGCUCAUGGUGAGGAAUCUGCUCCUUGAGAAGCCUGACUUGUUGGUCCUUGAUGAGGGACACACACCAAGGAACAAGAAAAGCCUUAUAUGGAAGGUUCUUGCAAAAGUUCGCACUGAAAAGCGAAUAAUUCUAUCAGGGACUCCAUUUCAGAACAACUUUCUAGAGCUUUAUAAUAUCUUGUACCUGGUUAGACCGAAGUUUGCAAGGGAUUUUGCUUCUAAAAGUUUCAAGAAAAAAGGCUUCGCUUCAAGAACCAGCCGAUCAAGAGAGAUGCUUCUUGGGAAGGAUGAUGAAGGCAAGGAUUUCUGGACUUCAUUAAAACUAAAUAACAUCACAGAGGAAAAUAUAGAUGAAAUCCGGAAAAUACUUGAUCCAAUUGUGCACAUCCAUAAUGGUGACAUUCUUCAAAAGUCUCUUCCAGGCUUGAGGGAAUCAGUUGUGGUUCUGAAUCCCCUUCCUCAUCAGAAGGAAAUCAUCACGGCGAUGGAAAAUACUGUGGCAAUGGGGACUCUUGAUUCAGAAUACAAGAUCUCCCUUGCAUCUAUACAUCCGUUCCUCAUCACAUGUACAAAACUGUCGGAGAACGAAACAUCUUGUGUGAAUGUGUCCUUACUGAAGAGUUUACGGCCAAACCCAUGCGAGGGGGUCAAGACAAGGUUUGUUUUGGAAAUUGUUCGUCUGUGUGAAGCCAUGAAAGAGCGAGUGCUUGUGUUCAGUCAGUAUCUUGAACCACUCUCUUUGAUCGUGGAUCAGCUUAGUAAAAUGUUCAGUUGGACUGAAGGCAAGGAGAUCCUUCUGAUGAGUGGAAAUGUCCUAGUUAAAAAUCGAGGAGCCUUGAUGGAGGCCUUCAAUGACAUGAAAAGCGAUGCCAAGGUAAUGCUUGCAUCAACCAAGGCGUGCUGUGAAGGCAUCACACUCAUUGGGGCAUCACGUGUGGUUCUCCUUGAUGUUGUGUGGAAUCCUUCUGUUGGAAGGCAGGCGAUUGGCCGAGCUUAUAGAAUUGGUCAAGAGAAGAUUGUGUAUACAUACAAUUUAAUAACAGAAGGAACAAAAGAGAAAGACAAAUACGACAGACAAGGAAGAAAGGAUCAAAUGUCCAAACUGCUGUUUUCAAAAGAACUCCAACCUUCAGGGUUCAACUUAUCUCAAGAAGUGAUAUUCAAUGACAAGAUAUUGGAAGCAAUGACAUCACAUGAGGAGCUCAAAGACAUGUUUGUGAAGAUCCUCCCUUCUUAUUAACAGUAAACUUAUAGCUAAAUCAGAAAUGGAGACUACAUUUGUCUUCUCAAGAAGAGCACCUGAGUUAUUGGAGGAUGGUAGGCUCAGGAUGCUGAUGUGGAUAAAAUUUAUUUUUGCCGGGUGUGGAUAAAGCUAUUCACUGUCAGGCUAUGUACUUUGCAUCGAAAUGUUCAUUGCUUGAAUGUUGAAACUGGAAUUGAUUUCUACCAUGUUAUGUGAUGUGGUGACCUGGGCUCCAUUGAAAAAUGUAGCAAUGGAGUCAUGAAGUUUGGUUAGUUUCAUGUCCCUAUGUUCUGGCUGAAGGUUCUGAGUUCAUACCAUGUAUGAUCUAUAACUGAACCUCAUCGUUUUUAUAGGGAGGUUGCAUGUCCUUGGUAAUGCAGCAGAGCUUCUUAUCUGUGGAGAAGAAAAUAAAUGGCUGCACCUCCAUAUUGUCAAGAUGUUGCUGCCUGAAAUUGUACUCAACUAGAUGCUCAAAGGAUUGAAUUGAAAUUGUACAAAACCAUGGGGUAGUUUCUUCCUGAACCUGCAAAGCCUGAGAUUUUUGGAACUUCUAUAAUUGCUUGAGUUCCAGGGCUCUUUUUGUUCUUUCUUUUUUUUUUUGAAACCGAAGCCAGCAGGAGCUGGUGCUAUAUAUUAAGAAGAAAAGCAGGAGAUUUGUACAAGAUUUAACAUAAGCCUGCAGACAAGCUGCCUACGGCUCACCAUACUUGCCCAGUGUUCUGGCUCUUUUUGUUCUUAAGCUAUAUGCAAAGAAUGGAUGCCCCUGAGGCUCGUAUACUG
Molecule: messenger RNA, 4929 nt
Organism: Oryza brachyantha (malo sina)
Lineage: Eukaryota; Viridiplantae; Streptophyta; Magnoliopsida; Poales; Poaceae
Product: SNF2 domain-containing protein CLASSY 3-like
Exons: 6
Coding region: 1-4146 (1381 amino acids)
Biological process (GO): gene silencing by siRNA-directed DNA methylation
Molecular function (GO): ATP binding; ATP-dependent chromatin remodeler activity
Source: RefSeq, a predicted model, not a curated record